Pichia membranifaciens NRRL Y-2026 is the source of this 2290-nucleotide messenger RNA. RefSeq lists its product as hypothetical. Gene Ontology annotation, cellular component: nucleolus. NCBI's taxonomy places the organism in Eukaryota, Fungi, Ascomycota, Pichiomycetes, Pichiales, Pichiaceae. Gene Ontology annotation, biological process: maturation of LSU-rRNA from tricistronic rRNA transcript (SSU-rRNA, 5.8S rRNA, LSU-rRNA). The coding region runs from base 135 to 1931 and encodes 598 amino acids. Gene Ontology annotation, molecular function: ATP binding; RNA helicase activity; nucleic acid binding. The transcript has a single exon. The record is from RefSeq and is a predicted model, not a curated record.
CUUUUUUGGAAUAGUUUCAGAAACUUUUUUUUUCACAUUUCGUGCUCCAGAUAUUACCAAUUGAUGUUUCCUGUGUUGGACCUAGGCUUCUUUGUUGGGCAAGCCAAGCAGGAAACACAGCAUUCACAGAGACGAUGGUCAAAGCAGCAAGAGCCGCAGCAGCGUCGAAGAGAAAGGGCGACAGGGGGGGCGUUUCCGCCGCCUCGAAGAAGCAGAAGAGGUCGUCGUCAAGCGUGACGAUGGACCCACGGAAGAGUGGCAAGAAGGCCAAGGCAGAGGAGCAGGAGGACCAGGACCAGGACCAGGAGGACCAGGAGAACACGGACAAGAUAGUGGAGGAGUUGGACGACAAGUACGGGGACGUGGCAGAUCUCCUGGAGAAGGAUACGGAGGACCAAGAAGAGAGUGAUAAGGAGGCCGAGGAGGCCGAAGAGGACGACAACGACGACAACGACGACGAAGAACAGGAGGCCGAGCACGAGGAACAGGUACCGAGUGCAGCAGCGGAAGACCCGGCCUCCAUCCCCCAGAACUUCACAGACCUCGCCUUGUCCGCUCCUACCCUGAAAGCAAUCCAGUCCAUGGGCUUCACGCAGAUGACAGAGGUGCAGGCACGGACAAUCCCGCCGCUUCUCGCAGGCAAGGACGUGUUGGGUGCUGCGAAAACAGGCUCGGGCAAGACCUUGGCCUUCCUUCUCCCCGCCAUCGAGCUGCUCUACUCGUUGAAGUUCAAGCCCAGAAACGGAACCGGCGCCAUCGUCAUCACGCCAACGAGAGAGUUGGCGCUCCAGAUCUUUGGGGUCGCCAGGGAGCUGAUGGCAAACCACUCGCAGACUCUCGGGAUAGUCAUCGGCGGCGCCAACAGAAGGCAGGAGGCCGAGAAGUUAACCAAGGGGGUCAACCUCCUCAUCGCCACCCCCGGCAGAUUGUUGGACCAUCUACAGAACACCACCGGCUUCGUGUAUAAGAACUUGAAGACCUUGAUCAUGGACGAGGCUGACAGAAUCUUGGAGAUCGGGUUCGAGGACGAGAUGAAGCAGAUUGUCAAGAUCCUCCCGAACGAGGACAGACAGUCCAUGCUUUUCUCCGCCACCCAGACUACCAAGGUCGAGGAUUUGGCCAGAGCUUCCUUGAAGAGGAGACCGGUCUACAUAAAUGUCCACGAAGACAGAGACUUCUCGACCGCAGAGGGCUUGGAGCAGGGCUAUGUCGUCUGCGACUCCGACAAGAGAUUCCUUCUUCUCUUCUCCUUUUUGAAGAGAAACUUGAAGAAGAAAAAGAAGAUAAUUGUUUUCUUCUCCUCCUGCAACUGUGUCAAGUACUACUCCGCCCUCUUGAACUACAUCGACAUACCGGUCCUGGAUUUGCACGGAAAGCAAAAGCAGCAGAAGAGAACGGCAACGUUCUUUGAAUUCUGUAACGCCAAACAAGGCAUUCUAUUGUGUACCGACGUCGCAGCAAGAGGUUUGGAUAUACCUGAGGUCGAUUGGAUCCUUCAGUUUGACCCUCCUGAUGAUCCAAGAGACUAUAUCCACAGAGUGGGGAGAACGGCAAGAGGUAGUGCUGGUAAGGGUAAAUCUUUGAUGUUCUUGAUUCCCCAAGAACUUGGUUUCCUCAGAUAUUUGAAGGCCGCAAAGGUCCCACUAAACGAAUACGAAUUCCCAUUGGACAAGAUCGCCAACGUUCAGUCCCAACUAGAACAGUUGAUCAAAAAUAACUACUGGCUACACCAAUCCGCCAAAGACGGCUACAGAGCUUAUUUGCAGGCUUACGCAUCACAUCACUUGAAGACCGUCUACAAGGUCGAUAAGUUAGACUUGGUCAAGGUCGGUAAAUCUUUCGGUUUCAACGUCCCUCCAAAGGUCAACAUCACAAUUGGUUCCAGCGUCACCAAAACGAAGAAAAAUAAUUCCGGCUCCAAGAGACAUUAGAUCGAUUCUGUAUAGAUUAGCUUCAACUUCAGCUUUAUAACGUAAGUAUAUUAUCAAUUUAUGAAAGAAAAAAAUGUAAUCAACUACAUGUAUACACAUACAUGUCUCAAUUCAAUUUCUCCCCAGUAAAGUCAAGAACUCAUCUCUAGUUUUCUGUUGGGAUCUGAAACACCCAAGCAUACAACUCGUUGACGUUAUAGCACCAGAUUUCUGAACACCCCUACUCACCAUACACAUAUGGGUAGCUUCGAUGACAACGGCAACACCACGUGGCUGUAAAAUCUCACUAAGAGCAAUGGCAAUCUGCUUUGUCAAUCUUUCCUGAACUUGGAGUCUUCUGGAAAACAUCUCAGCAAGUC